Molecule: messenger RNA, 1164 nt
Organism: Drosophila montana
Lineage: Eukaryota; Metazoa; Arthropoda; Insecta; Diptera; Drosophilidae
Product: sodium-coupled monocarboxylate transporter 2-like
Exons: 4
Coding region: 2-1111 (369 amino acids)
Biological process (GO): transmembrane transport; sodium ion transport
Cellular component (GO): membrane
Molecular function (GO): symporter activity
Source: RefSeq, a predicted model, not a curated record
AAUGACAUUCGAUCCAACGGCUCGGAUGGGCGUUUUUGCCUUGUUUGUUGGUGGCGCCUUCUUUAAGCUGCAGGCCAAUUGCAUAAAUCAGACCGCAGUCCAGCGUUUUCUGACCUUGCCCAACUUCAAGGCGGUCAAGCAGGCACUUCUGCUAUCCCUCAUAGGCUUUAUUCUCGUCAUGGCCAUGUGUAUUUAUAUUGGAAUGCUCGCCUUUGCCGCAUAUUAUCAUUGUGAUCCCAUAACCACGGGCCUGGCACGCGCCAAGGAUCAGGUAAUACCGUUGUAUGUUAUGCAAAGUGCUGGCGUCGUGCCUGGAAUUGUGGGUCUGUUUGUCGCAGGGGUGUUUAGCGCUGCACUUAGCUCUCUUUCCACCGCACUCAACUCUCUUUCAGCGGUGGUGCUCAAGGACUUUGUCGAGCCGUAUCGCAGUCGUCCACUGACCGAGCGUCAGACUGCCUAUGUCCUCCGAGGCGUGGUUGUUGUCUUUGGGCUCAUUUCAAUAGCAAGUGUCCCAAUAGUGCAGAAAUUGGGUAUGCUUAUGCAGCUCUCCUCCACCGUGGGUGCAAUCACCUGUGGUCCAUUGCUUGGCGCAUUCUCAGUUGGCAUGCUGUUGCCAUUCGUUCGAACAGAGAGUUUGUUAACUGGCAUUUCGGUGGCCACCACUUUCAUAUCCUACAUUGUUGUUCGCGCACAAAUUGCAAUGGCUACCGGCCAAAUGACCUUUCCCAUGAAACCUGUUUCCGUGGAGGAUUGUGACUACAGCUUCGAGCUGCAUACUAACUGGACUGGCCCCAGCAGCGCGAAUACUCACGAGGACAAAAGUCACAGCUUACAUGAGAUCUCGUUUUUGUGGUACACUUUGAUUGGUUCUUUAGGAACGGUUCUCUGUUCGUUGUUGGCAACGAUUUACUUUGGAAAGCAGGAUGUACGUCUGGUGGACAAGGAGCUGGUUUCGCCAGUCCUGCACAAGUAUUGGUAUGGGGAGUAUGAGAGCGUUGCCAGCGAUGAUGAAGAGAAGAAGGAACUGAAGCUGCACGAAUCGUUAACGCAACCGAAAUUGGAUGAGAUGGAGCAAACCCCUUACUAUCCAAAAACUUCCGAGGGGCUAUAAACCCUUAUUUAUAAAUAUCAUGAAUACAAUAAAGAUCAUGAAUACAACAACAA